Molecule: messenger RNA, 531 nt
Organism: Cynocephalus volans (Philippine flying lemur)
Lineage: Eukaryota; Metazoa; Chordata; Mammalia; Dermoptera; Cynocephalidae
Gene: FAM167B
Product: family with sequence similarity 167 member B
Exons: 2
Coding region: 1-492 (163 amino acids)
Source: RefSeq, a predicted model, not a curated record
AUGUCCCUGGGGCCACUGAAAUUUCAGGCGGUGGGCGAGGAAGACGAGGAGGUUGAGGAGGAGGAGAGCCUGGACUCCGUGAAGGCCCUGACAGCCAAGCUGCAGCUGCAGACACGGCGGCCCUCAUAUCUGGAGUGGACAGCUCGGGUCCAGAGCCAGGCCUGGUGCAAGGCCCAACCCAGACCUGGGCCUGGGGGACCUGGGGCUAUCUGCGGCUUCCACUCAAUGGACUCCGCCCUUGAGUGGCUCCGACGAGAGCUGCGGGAGAUGCAGGCUCAGGACCGGCAGCUGGCAGGACAGCUGCUGAGGCUGCGAGCCCAGCUGCACCGGCUGAAGGUGGACCAAGCCUGUCACCUGCACCAGGAGCUGCUGGAUGAGGCUGAGCUGGAGCUGGAACUGGAGCCGGGGGCCGGUCUGGUCCUGGCCCCGCCGCUGCGGCACCUGGGACUCACACGCAUGAACAUCAGCUCCCGGCGCUUCACCCUCUGCUGAGGGACACUUACGCAUCUCCCGGGUCACCACUGCUCCUUC